AGAAGCUUCAGUACAAGUCUAACAGUGGUAGUGUAAGGAUAUGUGCGGUCUUGACGCGAAAAUGAAUCUGUUGUAUCUGGCUGUUCCUGCGUGAUCUCUCCGUCGUCAUGAUGGAUAACUCGCCGGUUGAAGUGUGGCGGAGGCUUAUGCUGUGCAUUAUGACGGUCAUUGUGAUGGGCCAAAUGUUCACAGACAUAAUGGUUGCUAAGGGAGAAUUUGUGCAUAAAAACUUCACGGAGAGUGUUGGUGAUAGUGGCCCAUCGCUUGGUCUGCGGGGAGAGGAUACCACACAUGAGACUGAAGGGGCUGAGGUGCGGUGCCAGUGUAACCUCCCGCGGUGCGUCACGCUGGGCUACAUGUGCAAGAGUCUGCUGGGCGCCUGCUUUACCAAUAACACGCCUGCGCCCACCCACGCCUACACCGGCAACCACAAGCUUCAUCAUCCCUCGGCGCCCAUGCACGGUUGCGUCGAGCUCCUGCCAGAGAACAGGCAUGCCGAGUGUAUAAGAAAAGGGGGAGUGAAGCCGCCCCAGGGAGUCCUCGCCCUGACCCCCACCCCAUCCAUGCCACCACAGCCAGACCCCGCCCUCACCUGCUGCCGCCACGACAUGUGCAACUUCCAAGAUAUUGACAAGUACAUACAGAUGGACGGGGAUGGCCACACUGAUAUGAAAAUACGAGAUUCAGAAUUAGAAACAUUGUGGUUCCGAGCAGCAACAAUAGCAGUGCCCAUUGCUGGGGGCUUCAUACUGAUUGUGCUGGUGCUGUUGGCUACCAAGAUGCUUGCCAAGGAGAAUAAAAGACAAAGGAUGGCACAGCAGGUGCUGGGGGAGCAUUACUUAAAGGCUGCCUUGUACCCUGGGGGAAGUUCAGCAGCUCUCACUCACUCGUCAAUCUGCUGCCACCCACCACUUACUAAAGGUGCCCUCCUGAGUGAUAUAAGUAUAAGAAAUACCUCUGAAGAAAAAAAUCCCAACUACAGACACCCUGGUGGGCACAUCUAUAACAUUGAGGAGAUCAAGCCUUUGAAUGUUAUCUGUCAAGAUGACCAGUGGGACCAAAGACAGGCAGAAUCUCCACCCUGUCUUGAACUGUAUGCUAGACUUCUCUAAAUAUACUAUAUAUGUAAAUGGUGUUGCUCAGAACUAUAGAGAAUACUGAAGUGAAUGUUUAUUCCCAUAUGCAACUGUUAAGUGCUGAUGGUCCAAACGAAACUUGUUUGCACUAGCUACGUGACUCCCUGAACAUGGAGGACACACUACCAUGGUUUUUUGGAACCUGUGAAUAGUGCAGUGCUACUCUUAACAAAAUACUCAUUUACUAUAGUGUUGAUGUUUUAUAAGUUCAUGUGCUUUCAAGUGGAAAGUAUGAACAUUUUUUAUACAUAUCAUCUGAAACCUUUUCCUGAAUUAUUUACACUAAAUAGCAUCUUUCCCCUCAAAUGUGAGUGAAAUAAGUACUUUUGUGAUUAUUUGCUCAAAAAUCAGAACUGUACUGGUGGAGUGAAAAUAUUUUUUUAUUGCAUUACUGCAGAUAUUGAACAGAUACAAGUGUGAAUUCCAGGACAUUUGAACUUAUUUGUGUUGAAAAGUUAUCACUAGUUAAAAAGUUUACAGGAAUUCUGAAUUAAAAAUAUCAAUAAAUUGUCCCUAAGUUUAUAAUGAAAGAACUGUGAUGACAGUUGUGCAGGCAAUGUUACAAACAUGCCCAUGGUGGGAGCAGUUAACUAGCAAUGAUCAUGAGUUACUUGCACUGAUAUUAAGGGAAUUAAAGCCUGCAGUGUGGGUUGUAUAAACUUCCCAUGUACAGAUGUAGUGCAGUGUUAGCAGUAUUAUAUUGGAUCUUAGAUGUGCAGGUGAAGCCAGGGAAAAAGUAUAUUUGCUCACCAAAAUAUGAUACAAGUCUACUUAUAUCAGGUGAUUUAGAAAAUGACCAGGCAUAACAAGUGCAUCACAGAAAACUGAAUUUCCUGGACAAAGCUGUGAUAUGUUUAUUUGCUUUUUUUCUUCUCGUGUUGUUCACAAGGUGCUUCAAGUAAGGCGUAGCUUUGCUGCCUGUAAGCCUUCCAGAGCUCAGGACUUUAGCCACCUCAACAUUUUUAGCAAAAUUAAUCAGACUUAGUAGACAUGGAUGCAUCAUAAAUCAAUUAUUCUAAAUUUAUUUGAUAGCUCGUUUGGUUUUGUUGAUUGACUGUGGCUUGACUUCUUUGGUUUGGCAGAAAUCUUUACUAUAUAAUUAUGAUGACUACAUUUUCACAUUGAUAGUAUACAAGAUAAUUUUGAUAAAACAAUCUAUGUAUUGUCCACAUAUAUAGACUGGUAGAAAUAUUCAGAUGUAGAUGGUUUGUUAAUAAGUUCCUACUUUCUGCAUUCCCAAUAUUAUGGUGAUUUAGUUACAAAAAAAAUUAGUUACUUCCUUUAUAGAAGAAUGUAUGUGUAUGCUUUAACUUUCUCCUGUAUUUAUAAGUUUUUAUGUGGUGAUGAUAAUCUGAUAAAAAAUAAUGUGAUUUUGGAAAUAUUUUGAAUAUUGAGGGGAACAAAACAAUGCAAUAUGGAUCAGUUUUUUAGUUAGAUCCAUUCAUAAAAUGAUGUGUAAACAAUUCUUUGUUAGCCAUGACAUUCAUAACAAAUAAAUGAGGUUCUUGAUGUUGAGCAAGCUUAUGCAGCAUAGCUUUUAUGUAACAAGUUAUGAAGGUUGAGUGGUGUACUUUUCUACUUUCCCAUAUGUGAUGCUACAAUGAGAGCACACUGGUGCUUUAAUGUGUCUUUAAUGUGCUGGAGGAAUUUUUGCAGGCAUGAAUAUGUCUGGUGAUAUUACUUGCACUUUGUGAAUCAAAUAUUUAUUGCAAA
Molecule: messenger RNA, 2849 nt
Organism: Portunus trituberculatus (swimming crab)
Lineage: Eukaryota; Metazoa; Arthropoda; Malacostraca; Decapoda; Portunidae
Exons: 5
Coding region: 108-1112 (334 amino acids)
Source: RefSeq, a predicted model, not a curated record